This is a messenger RNA of Armigeres subalbatus, 1331 nucleotides long. RefSeq names its product polyadenylate-binding protein-interacting protein 2 (gene Paip2). Gene Ontology annotation, molecular function: mRNA regulatory element binding translation repressor activity. The transcript has 3 exons. The record is from RefSeq and is a predicted model, not a curated record. Gene Ontology annotation, cellular component: cytoplasm. Gene Ontology annotation, biological process: negative regulation of translational initiation. NCBI's taxonomy places the organism in Eukaryota, Metazoa, Arthropoda, Insecta, Diptera, Culicidae. The coding region runs from base 285 to 740 and encodes 151 amino acids.
CUCGCAUCUGUUUUUCUAUCGUUUCGUUCGCUGCUGAUCGCAGUUUCCCCAUCAUCAUCAGUGGUUCUUUUCAGGCCGCCAUCUGCAAAUAAUAUUUUUAUUGCUCGAGUGGUCUAUCACCUCGCGCGUACAUCGUUCGUAUAUUCUAAAAAGAUUGGCCUACUGCUACUGAUCUCGAUACCGACGUCGCAGAGUCAGCGCGAGUGUUGUUCGCAAUAACAAGUGUGUGGAAAAAAAAACAAAGGCCAGAAAUCACCAAAUCCGUGCAGAGAGGUGCCAAAAAGAUGAAAAUGCCCGACCACAACAUCGGAUGCAGUAGCUCCAACAACGGUUACAGUGGUAACUACAGCGAUAGCUACGACUCCGACCCGGACGGUUACAUAACACCGCCGAAUGAGGACAACUCUAAUGGCGGUGGUCCCAACUUGGACGAGGACUUUUCCGAAUACUUGUGGAUGGAGAACGAGGAGGAAUUCGACAAAGAGGAGAUGCAGCGACUGGAAGAGGAAGCCCUCAUGGAGCAGUGUAUCGAGGCAAUGCUGCAGGAUGAGCUGGACGCCGCCCAAGACGCCGACAGUGACCCUACGCUCGAAUGUGAAAGUAGUUCGAAAGAUUUGUGCAAUGCUCUGUCGAGUCUGCAGGUGCAGACCAAGGAUCAGAAGGUCAGCGUUGAGCAGUCAACGUUGAACCCUUUGGCGGCAGAAUUCGUGCCAUACGUGCUAUCGUCAUCGCCAGUUUAAAACUGAAGCCGUUAGUGAUGGUCGUAAACUUAUAUCUCUCUAUCUUAACGAUUCUUCUCUAGCGGUAGGCCAGCAAGCGUAAAGAAUACUCAAUAAGCAAACAAAAAAAAAACAUUUGAAUAAUUCAUACUCUCAGUCUUGCAUCAGUCAUCGUUGUUAUACGUAUAGAAACUUUGUUGCAUUUACUUUUCUGUGAAAAGUAAAGUUGAGUAUUGUUGCGGGCGGGACUAACGAAUCGCGAAGAUCUUCUUAGAUGACCGUGGACUCCAGCUGACAUUCGACAACAGGCAAUCGAGAAUUAAGAGGUUAGAAUAUAAAGUUUAAUCGUAGACACAUCUAAAUACUGAUAAAAGGCAAAUGACGUACAAAGCCAAUGUUUUUAGUAAUCUUGAUCUCAACGGUGCAUCGCCGACCGAGCGGCAAAAUUGAGAGCAAGAUAUUACCAAGCAAGCAACAAAAAAAAAAUCAAACGUCGUUAUUCAGGUACAUAUUGCUACUUUAGGUAUUGCCGAAUAACAGAGAAAUUCAAAUUGUUCAAUAGCGAUUCAAAAAAUAAAUAAAACGGUGGCAUUGUUUGCAAUCAGCAUAAUA